Cladocopium goreaui is the source of this 3072-nucleotide messenger RNA. Lineage: Eukaryota; Dinophyceae; Suessiales; Symbiodiniaceae. The record is from the annotation of a GenBank genome assembly.
AUGAGCAACUACACCAAACAGCAUGACUUCCUGGUCGGCAUCGACUCCGAUGGCUGCGCCUUUGACACGAUGGAGCUGAAGCACAAAGAGUGUUUCAUCCCCAACAUCAUCAACGAAUACGAACUGCAAGGCGUGAGCAAAUACGCCCGCGAGGCAGCCGAGUUCGUCAAUCUGUACUCGAAGAGUCGCGGCAUCAAUCGCUUCCCCGCUCUGGUCGAAGCCCUUGAGUGGCUUAAGCGUCGCCCCGAGGUUGCCGAUCGCGGGGUCGAAAUCACCAUCCCGCCGGGCUUGGUUGCCUGGAUCGAGCGCGAAACCAAGCUCGGCAACCCCACGCUCAAGCAAGCGGUCGCAGAAACCGGCGAUGCCGAUCUCAGGCAAGCCCUCAAGUGGUCCGAGGCCGUCAACGACACGGUGGAGAAGUUCGUUCGCGGCGUUCCGCCCUUCCCCUUCGUGCGAAAGAGCCUCGAAAAGCUGAAGCCCCAGGCCGACAUGCUGGUCAUCUCCGCCACACCCAACGAGGCCCUUCGCCGCGAAUGGGAAGAGCACGACAUCUCGCAGUACGUGGCCGACAUCUGUGGACAGGAAAGCGGCAGCAAGAAAGAAACCCUCUCGGCUGCCAGGCAAUACGCAGAGCAUCACACCCUGAUGAUCGGUGACGCCCCCGGCGACCAUAAGGCGGCCGUGGCGAAUAACGCCCUGUUCUUCCCGAUCAACCCUGGACACGAAGAGGCAAGCUGGCGUCGCUUCUACGAAGAAGGCAUCGACCGUUUCCUCGCCGGUACCUUCGCUGGAUCCUACGAACUAGAACUCCUGGCCGAGUUCCACCAGUAUUUGCCCGAACAGCCGCCCUGGAACGUAAGAAGUACUCUCAUGGCAGAACUAUGUGACAUCGGCAUGGUCGGCUUGGGCGUGAUGGGGGCAAACCUCGCACUCAAUAUCGAAAGCCGUGGGUACCGGGUCGCGGGGUACGAUCUUUUCGAAGCUGCCGUCGAUAAGUUCGAAAACGAGACGGGCAAAGGCCGCAACCUGGUCGGCUGCAAGACGGUGAAAGAUCUCGUCGCCCAGCUCAAGACGCCUCGAAAGAUCAUGAUCAUGGUCAAGGCCGGCGAUCCCGUCGACGAGGUGAUCGGCGAGCUAGAGCCUCUGCUCGAAAAGGGCGACCUCAUCAUCGACGGCGGCAACUCCCACUUCGCCGACACCGCCCGUCGUAGCGAAUCGCUGGAAGCCAAAGGCCUCCGGUUCAUCGGCAUGGGCGUCUCCGGUGGUGAAGAAGGUGCUCUGCUGGGCCCCAGUCUCAUGCCCGGCGGAUCGGAAGAAGCCUGGCCGCUGGUCAAGCCAAUCUUUCAAGCCAUCGCCGCCAAGGUUGGGCCGAACAACGAUAUCCCUUGCUGUGAGUGGAUCGGCAGCGGAGGUGCGGGCCAUUACGUGAAGAUGGUCCACAACGGCAUCGAGUACGGCGACAUGCAGCUCAUCUGCGAGGCCUACUUCCUGCUCAAGCAUGCCGUCGGGCUCACCAACGCCGAACUCUACGACGUGUUCGACGAGUGGAACCGCGGCGAACUGAACAGCUACCUCAUUGAAAUCACCCGCGAUAUCUUCAGCGUGCAAGAUCCCGAUACCGGUCGCGACCUGGUCGAUUGCAUCCUCGAUGUGGCCGGCGCGAAGGGAACCGGCAAAUGGAUGAGCCAGCUCGCCCUCGACCUGGGCGUGCCCACCACGCUCAUCACCGAGGCCGUCUACGCCCGGGGGCUUUCGGCCCUGAAAGACGUCCGCGUUCGAGCCAGCAAAGUACUGCAAGGUCCCUCCGGAAAAUUCGACGGCGAUCGCGACGGGUUCAUCGAAGACGUUCGUCAGGCCCUCUACGCCUCGAAGAUCUGCAGCUACGCUCAGGGCUUCUUCCAACUUCAGGCCGCCGCCAAGGAGUACGGCUGGAAGCUGAACUUUGGCCAGAUUGCCUCGCUCUGGCGUGGCGGUUGCAUCAUUCGCGCCCAAUUCCUCGAUCGCAUCAGCGAAGCCUACGACAAAGACGCGAACCUGGAAGACCUACUGCUCGCUCCUUACUUCACCGAGGCCAUUGAAAAAGCCCAGCCUGCGUGGCGAAGGGUGAUCAAAACGGCCAUCGACUUGGGGUUGCCAACCCCCGCCGGUUCAGCCGCGUUGGCCUACUACGACGGGUUCCGCCAAGAACUCCUGCCUGCCAACCUGCUGCAAGCCCAGCGUGAUUACUUCGGGGCCCACACGUAUCAACGCGUCGAUAAAGAAGGCACUUUCCAUUCCGUCUCACAAAACGUGUCUGCCGAGUAUCUACAGUCUCUCUUUGGUCUCGAUGAUCAGGUGGCCGUCGUCACCGGUGGUACCGGAACACUCGGCGGUGCACUGGCCCGAGGGCUCGCCAGAGCCGGGGCCGCCGUCGUCGUAGCCGGCCGUGGGGCCGAUCGCGGUGAGGCCUGCGUGAAGAGUAUUGUCGAUGCCGGCGGAAAGGCCGCAUUCCUGUCGGUCGAUGUCACAUCGCGCGAAUCGAUCGAAGCCCUGCUCGCCGGCUCGCUCGAGCAAUUCGGUCGGGUCGAUAUGCUCAUUAACGGAGCCGGCGUGAACAGCGCCAGCACCUACUUCGAAGUGAAGGACGAAGACUGGCAGCGCGUGCUCGACUCGAACCUGCUUAGCGUGCAUCUAGGCUGCCAAAUAUUCGGCCAGCACAUGGCCUCCAACGGUGGUGGCGCAAUCGUGAACAUCGCCAGCGUCACGGCCCAUCUUCCGUUAUCUCGGGUGUUCGCCUAUUCGGCCUCCAAAGCCGCCGUGGUGAACCUCACCCAGAACGUCGCCCGCGAACUCGCCCCGCAGAAUGUACGUGUGAAUGCCCUCUGCCCCGGCUUCUUCCCUGCCGAGCAAAAUCGGGCCAUCCUCGAUGCCGAGCGGAAAAACAACAUCAUCGACCGCACCCCCGCCGGCCGAUUCGGCGAGCCCGACGAACUCAUCGGUGCCACCCUCCUGCUGCUCUCCCGCACCGCCGGCAGUUUCGUCACCGGCACCAGCCUCUACGUCGACGGCGGCUUCACCGGCAUGCGGUUCUAA